Molecule: messenger RNA, 1808 nt
Organism: Conger conger (European conger)
Lineage: Eukaryota; Metazoa; Chordata; Actinopteri; Anguilliformes; Congridae
Exons: 3
Coding region: 143-1036 (297 amino acids)
Source: RefSeq, a predicted model, not a curated record
AUUGCUAAACAAACUCAAAGGAGCAGGCACAAAACUAGGACAUUUUUUCAUUUUAUUUGUGAAGAAUAUUUUUCAAAUAGUAUUUCAACUGAACAGUCUGAAAUAUAUUUUGGCUUUAGGCAGACAGGGGUUAUAAUUAUUUAUGUUAAAGGAUAUAUUGCAUAUCCCCAAUAACAUCUGCACAUUUAAGAACAUGGAUUCCAGCAGCUUCCAGGAAAUGACCAAUCCAGCUAGCAGUGUGACAGGAGGGAGGAGUGGAGAGAAUUGUCCACAGAUGGCUUUGGGGCAGACCCAGUCCCUGAAGGUGCUGUCAUUCCCCAGCAUCGUCAAACAGCAGGGACAUCUGGAGCUUUCGGCCAUCCUGGCCGGUAUGGGGCUCACGGAUGAGCAGAGGAGAGCAGUUGAGUUCGCCACAAGAGGUCAGCGAGAGAACCCAAUGUGGGGCAUUAUGAGGGAAGGCCGGAUUACCAGCAGUAACUUCGGUGUCCUCCUGUCUGCACUGCAAAGUGGGAAAGAAGUGUCCUCUUCGGCCAUCUCUCGUUUAAUUGAACCAAGGUCACUGGAACAUGUGCCAGCGAUCAAGUGGGGCAUACAGAAUGAGGAGAAGGCAAGAAAGGCCUUCGAGGAGGAGAAACAGGUGGUAGUGCAGGACUCCGGCCUGUGGUUAUCCAAGUCAGGGGUGUUGGGUGCCUCUCCUGACGGCUUGGUUGGCUCCACAGAACUUGUUGAAAUCAAGUGUCCGUACAGUGCCCGGGACAUGACAAUUGAGGAGGCAGUUUCUGAGUUGGAUUACUUUUUCCUGGAGAAAGUCGGCGAAGACUACCAGCUUCGCCAAAAUCAUGAUUACUGGCACCAGAUACAGGGACAGAUACAUAUUGCUGGGAGGGAUGUUUGUUAUUUUGUGGUAUGGACUACAAAGGACAGGGUUAUAGUCCCAAUCAAGAGGGACAAGGAGUGGCAACCAAACCUGCAGCUGCUGGAGAACUUUUAUGAGUCAAAACUGCUGCCAAAACUACUGAACUGUGCUGAACAUUAGAUGGAAUUAGUUCAUAGUUAUUGUUUGGGUUAGGGUUCAAUCGGUUUUUCAACAUUUUAAACAACUUUGAGGCUUCUAAAAAGCUCCUUAUCCCCUUAUGAAAGUGAUGGGAGGUGGCCACUUAGUAGGGGCAAGGAUCUCAUGAUGCGAUUUAUAAAUAUGAUUUGCACUUCAUGGGUCAUGAUGUAAUUACAUUCACUAUACAAUGUGAUGCUAUUCACCUCACGAUACGUUGUGAUGCAUAACUUACUGAAAAAUUCUACUUACUUUGGAAGGGAGGGGGAUUCUUACAGAUGGUGACCCUGAUACGAUACGUUUUCACUUGUGUUCUGGCUUGGGGAUUCUUAUAGUUAUGUAAACCUUAGGUUUUCAAUAUACAGUGUAAUCAUGCUUGGUGUUGUUGGAAAGCCAAUGUCAUGGGGAACAGGGUGGUGUCAUUGGUGGGGUGGUACAGUGGGUGCUGAAUGAAGAUCUUGGAACACCAUUCAAAAGUGAACUGUAGGUAAUGCAAGUUACCCAUGAGUCAGCAGCUAGCUGUGCAACAAAUGUUAAUCUGGUGUGAUAGGCCUACAGAGAGAGUGCAAGCAGCGUCAUUGACGUACUGUGAUUUUAUUGGGAUUGUGUCUUUCUUUGAUGAUUUGGGGUUUUUCUUUGAUCUUUGAGUAUAUAAGGGGAAAAGUGGAACGGUUCAAGGUUCGAUAGCCAUUCCGCAUUUUGCACAAUUGUAUAUUGCUGUUAUUGAAAACACUAAAAUAAAUUGCAUUCACUUUAA